GGCCAAUAACUCACGAUGCCAGCACAUGUGGGUGAGAGCUCGGCUCGGACUUUGUCCCCGAGUGAGCGCCCAAUGAGAGGCAGGAGAGUGAAUCUCUGGAACUCUCUGCCACAGAGGCCACAAGAAGAAAAGCAGUUGGAGUCAUCAGUGGACGCAAUUAUCAGUCGUGUGGCUGAUCUGAAGAACUCUUUGGCAGCUUUCAUCCUGAAAUUAGAGAAUGAAUUUGACCGAAUGAACUGGCCCUCAGUCUUGGACAACUUUGCCCUGGUAUCUGGGCAGCUGAACACCUUGAACAAGCUCCUACGGAAUGAUAAAACACCGAUUCUAAGAAAUCAGGUCAUCAUCCCAUUGCUGCUCUCUCCUGACCGUGAUGAUGAAUUAAUGAAACUAACAGAGGGUCGAGUUCCCGUUUUCAGUCACGAGGUGGUUCCAGAUCAUCUCCGAACUAAACCAGAUCCAGAAGUUGAAGAACAGGAAAAGCAACUGAGUGCAGAGGCAGCACGUCUGGCACCUGACGUGGCCCAGAAAUAUGUCCAGUCUAUGAACAAAAUGUGCAGCAACCUACUUGACAAACUCAACAACACGCGGGAAGAGCGGGAGUCUGAGAGUGGAGCCUUACGACAGAACAAGCAGACCUUCAACCCAGCUGAUACCAAUGCUCUCGUGGCAGCAAUUGGAUUUGGAAAAGGAUUAUCGAAACUAAUUAGACAGCCCCAAGGUGGCCCAGUGCCUUCAGGUCAAUCUGUUCCAGGAGGUGGCCUGCAGGGAGGUCCAAGCCUAUCCCAGGUGACAAUUCAAGGUGGCCCUAGCCAACAGGGAUUGCCUGGCCAAGUUCCAUCACAGCAAGGUCAGCCAGGUAAAAUGCCAAGCACCAUAAAAACUAACAUCAAGUCUGCGUCAAUGCAUCCAUAUCAGCGAUGAGCCCCGAGCCAUGGACAUUGUCAUAACGAUGCAUGUAGUGCAAGGAGCAAACUGAGAUGAAUGUUAACGUUAUUGAUAGUUUGAAGGCCCUUUAAAAGUUGGGCAUUUGUAUAUUCAUGAAACUUGAUUCAUUCAUUGUAGUACACAACACCCGAAGUGGUAUAUUGAUAUUAAAUACAACACACAUGUAAGGCA
This is a messenger RNA of Leucoraja erinaceus (little skate), 1116 nucleotides long. It is a transcript of the gene med8, whose product is annotated as mediator complex subunit 8. Gene Ontology annotation, biological process: regulation of transcription by RNA polymerase II. The transcript has 7 exons. The coding region runs from base 16 to 921 and encodes 301 amino acids. Gene Ontology annotation, cellular component: mediator complex; core mediator complex. Gene Ontology annotation, molecular function: transcription coregulator activity; RNA polymerase II cis-regulatory region sequence-specific DNA binding. The record is from RefSeq and is a predicted model, not a curated record. Lineage: Eukaryota; Metazoa; Chordata; Chondrichthyes; Rajiformes; Rajidae.